This is a messenger RNA of Pomacea canaliculata, 6311 nucleotides long. Its product is annotated as WD and tetratricopeptide repeats protein 1-like. The record is from RefSeq and is a predicted model, not a curated record. The transcript has 13 exons. Lineage: Eukaryota; Metazoa; Mollusca; Gastropoda; Architaenioglossa; Ampullariidae. Gene Ontology annotation, biological process: negative regulation of fatty acid biosynthetic process. Gene Ontology annotation, cellular component: Cul4-RING E3 ubiquitin ligase complex; cytoplasm. Bases 499 to 2649 code for a protein of 716 amino acids. Gene Ontology annotation, molecular function: protein binding.
UAAAUGUACACGUUUCCCAGGUCAAGCCUUCGAUCAUAACAAACAUUGAUAAGUCUCAGACUGAAAGAGGGAUUUCUCUGAUCGGAGGGCAAUAGAUGAGAGAGAUGCCUUAUGGACGAGAGACUGACAGAAUAUUAUUAAUUUGAUGCUUGUAUCUUAUAUCUUUUGUGUAAUAUUGCAGCUUGCAGUUAUUUGUUUGCCCUGAUAUUAUGACGUCAUUUAUUGUGUUUGGGCAACCUGCAUUUCCACAAUUUAAUAUACCUGAAAACAGACGCUGAUAUUCUAGCACUGAUCCUUGGCCGCGACAGGAUUAUCAACACUGUCCCUCACCAGAAAACGCUGUCUAAUUUAUUAUAAUUUCGUGUACGAAUGGGGUGGGGGGGGACAUUAUUGUGAUUGAUGUGUAACAUCGUCACUCAAAAAGCCGUUCUCUAUAUAUGAAGACGCCAUUCAGUUUUCGAGAAGAAUUAAACUUAUUUCCUGUGAGAAGGCUUUAAAAUGGCAAAUCCGCCUUGGACUUUGAAGAGGAAGUGGCAGAGAGAAAUAAAUGAUCAAGUGUACAGAAGUUUUCAACGUGUUCUGCAAGUAACCCCAGCCCUGAUCAGUCGGCUGGGGCUAGAAGCAGAACUGGAUGGACACCAGGGCUGUGUGAACUGUUUGGAAUGGAAUGAAACUGGAAGUUUGUUAGCAAGUGGAUCUGAUGAUGUCCAAGUCAUCUUAUGGGACCCAUUUUUACACAGAUCCAAAACUAUCAUAAGAACAGGCCAUCAGGGCAACAUCUUCUCUGUUAAGUUUUUGCCUGCUUCUGGUGACUCUACAUUGGUGACGGGUGCUGCUGAUUGUAAGAUCAGGGUUCAUGACCUUAACAUGCAGGAAACAAUGCAGGUCUUCAGCUGUCAUGCUGGUAGGGUCAAGCGCAUUGCCACUGCUCCUAACUUGCCGUUUGUGUUCUGGAGUGCAGCUGAAGAUGGCUGUAUCAUGCAGUUUGAUCUGAGAUGCCCAGAAAUGAGCUCUAGUCACCCAAGCAACAUUUUAAUCAAUCUUAAUGCUCAUAUGGGAGAUCAUGCAGAGGCCAAGUGUAUUGCUGUCAACUCAUUGCGCCCUGAGCUGAUAGCAGUUGGAGCUAAUGAUCCUUAUGUCCGGGUGUAUGAUCGACGCAUGUUGGCAUGCCGGAGUAUGAAGCUGCCGGGAGAUCCAAACACCAGGUUUCCUUGGGAUCACCCACAUCUAGAGCCAGUAGAAGGAGAGGAUUACAGUCUUCCAGAAGGAUGUGUUCAAUACUUUAUUGCAGGUCAUUUGCCACAAAAGCAGCCUGACUACCGUAAAAGAUAUCGAACACUAGCUUCUACAUAUGUGACUUUUGGACCUACUGGGGCAGAACUGCUGGUAAACUUGGGUGGAGAACAGAUUUACCUCUUUGACAUCAAUGCCAAACGUACAGCUCGUCAGCUGCAUGCCCUGCCAUCUGCCUGUUACGUUGGUUCUGGAGCUACCAAAGGUGCAACAGCAUGUGUCAGCAGCAAUGGUUAUAGUCUGCAUCGCAAUGGAACAACAGCAAAUGGUGUUACCAAUGGUAUAUCUCGGCAUUCAGUGCUACCUGCACCUACCACCACACUGACGUUGUACCCCGAUUCCAGUUUGUCAGAUGAAGGUGGUUCUUCUGAACAGCAGCAAGAGAAAAAAAGGCUUCGUGGGGAUGCACCUCAUAUGACUGCAUUGGUAGACAGACUGAAGAAGCAUGCUAACACAUGCUUUGAGAAGGAACAGUACAGUAAAGCUGUGUACCUUUAUAAUCAAGCCAUUGCACGCUCACCAGGCACACCAGUUCUUCUAGCCAAUCGAGCUGCAGCAUACAUGAAGCGCAAAUGGGAUGGGGACCUAUACGCAGCAUUACGAGACUGCCAUACAGCUCUCAGCAUUGAGCCUAAUCACAUGAAGGCCCACUUUCGCAUGGCUCGCUGUCUGCAUGAGCUGGGCUGGGUGCAGGAAGCAUAUGAUUGCCUGAACAUCUUCAAGACAAAGUUCCCAGACUAUGCAACAUCCCAUGCUUGUCAGGCCCUGGAACGUGACAUCAAGGCUGUCCUAUUUUCUAAAGUGAAUGGUGCAGAUGACAGUGAGAGUUCUCGAGCAGAGGAAACUGGCAGCCAGCGACGCAAAGCAGCAUUUUCUACUCAGGAGAAGCAUUGGCAGCAGAUGGCCUAUGACUAUGAGUUACGCUUCUGUGGCCAUUGCAACACUACUACAGACAUCAAGGAAGCUAACUUCUUUGGAAGCAAUGGGCAAUACAUCGUAGCUGGAUCUGAUGAUGGGUCCUUUUUCAUAUGGGAGAAAGAGACCACCAACAUAGUGCGGGUUUUAAGAGGCGAUGACUCUAUUGUAAACUGCCUGCAGCCUCAUCCUACAUCUUGUCUCCUAGCAACAAGUGGCAUUGAUCCUGUGGUCAGACUCUGGAGUCCACGGGCAGAGGAUGGCUCAAAAAAUGAGCGUGAAGUGAACAACUCGGACGAUGCAGCAUCAGCCAACCAGAAGCGAAUGAAUGCUGACCCCUUAGAAGUGAUGCUUAUGAACAUGGGCUAUAGAAUAACUGGCUUUCUCGAUGUUGAUGAAGAUGAAAAUCAAGGAGAGAGCCCAACAUGUCGGCCAACAUAAAGCCGUCCUGAUGAUGCCAGAUGUCCUCAAUGAUUCCCUCUUUUCCACUAUCACAUCACUCCUGUUGUCCUGGAGGAAUGAGUGGCGAGCCAGUACCAUUCCUUGCCUGACCCUACAGCCACUUCAGUUCUUGAAUCUUGCUUCAACUUUCAGGAAAAUGCAGAAUCCUAGAAGGGAGUCUACAGGACAGUAUGACUAAAUUUUCCCUACCUCUUUUUCAGGUAUACUUUACUAUUAUAAAAAAAUAAAAUUGAAAAGAUGGCAUAAAAAUAUUUAGUUGGCAAAUGAAAAUGUUUUGACAGAUCUGAAUUCAAGAAACUGUCAUAUGAAUUUUUUAUUUCUUCUUUUUUUUUUUUUUUUGGGGGAAAUUAUUUGCUGACAUCUUUUUUUUAAAAAAAAACUACACUAUUAACUUUAUAUGCUAUUUCUUGGUGAUGAGAAAUUCAGUUAGAUAUUAUCAUCUUUGGCAGUAGGAAAUCACAUUAAAAUCUUCAGCCCGUAACUGUUUUUCAUUGGUCUUGUAAAAUCUAGAUUCAGAAGUCUGUGCGUUAUGUUGUAUGUGCCCUUGCAGCACAUUUCUGCUAUCUUUCCUGGUUGCCUUAUUUGCAGUCAGAAGUGUGUAUAGUAUUUAUCUGUGUUGGUAACACCAUUGCCUUUGUCAGAUUAGAGGGCUCUCUCCUGCUGACAAGAAUAUGAGUGAUGUAAAUUUUUGAUGUUAUAUAAAAAUGUAAUAUUGAUCAGGGAACCACCAUCGGUUGUUAUUGAUUAAAACACUGUAUUUAUCAGGAGAUUUUCUGGAGCAAAGUACAAAACAAAAAAGAAAACUACAUGCUUACUCAUUCACACACACAGAGGAGGUUGGUGGAGCAUGAAAGCACAAGAACUAUGAACCUAUAAACUAGAGGUGGUGAAAACUAAAGACUACACUUCACAGAAGCUAAAGAACAGAAAAUGUAUUAGGAUGAAGCAUAUGACCACAUGUGGUGAGUUGGUGAAGUGUGAGGAGCCUUUUGGAGCAAGUGGUGUCAUGAGCUCAUUUAUAAUCCUUAAAGUAACAAAACUACAAAUAGAAAAAUAGGGAAAGUAAAGAACCUGUGUUAAGCUGGAGUGCUGAAAAAAAAGAAUCAGACAUGUGCCUCUUAGGCUUUAAGCUUCACUGAAUGUAGCUAAUCAAUUUGUAUAUAUAUACACACAAACACACAAACUUUCUCUCUCUUUUAUAAAUGUGCACCCAAUGUUUGCUGAAAUGCAUAGUUUUCAUUUGCUCUGUUACUUUGAGUUUUUGUUGGUGGUUUUUUUUUUUUUUUGAAUGACAGGAUUUGUUGUUGUACAUAGACGCUCAACGACUUUGUCAUCUUUCUUUGAUGUUUAGAAAAGUUAGUUUGACCUGUUUCUGACCAGAUCUGUUGUUUUGCUUAUUAGUUAAACUGUAAUGUUUCAGAACAUGCCUACCUGAAACUCUAAUUUUAUUUAAUUUGUUCACUUCUUGAAAAUUGUUUUUGUUACACAGUAACAUUUCGGAAUAUGCCUUACUGAAACUUUAAUUUUAUUUAAUUUGUCCAUUUUGUUAAAAAAAAAAAAAAAAAAUUCAAGCACCAAUGCAAAAACUUACGAAUUUAGUUAUUUAACACAAUUUAACAUGUAGAACAUAGGUAAUGGUAAGGAUUAUGUCAUAAGCUCCAAGUACUUAACAGGUGGGCAGUCCGGUGGUGCAAGUUAGCACCUGUCACCAAUACAGUGAAAGUUGGCUGUCCUGGCUCCAGCUCUUGUCUCAGGCACGCUGUUCUUUCUCUGCAUGUGGCGUCUGUUUACAGGACUGGCUGCCCUGCCGUGAUUUAGCCAUAGCGUAAAACACCAACCCCCUCUCCCUUUUCCAUAGUACUUAACACAUUUAGGAUGAGAUAGUAGGCCAAUCUAGGAUGGAAGUUGUUAUCUCCUAGAAUCCAUCUUUCACUCAUGUGUUACUCAACAUUUAAAAUUAAAAUAUAACCUGUACGUUCCUUCAGCCUGUACUCUCAGUUAUUUUAGUAAGAUAAAAUGUAAAGCAGAUAAGAAAGAAUACACUUGUAACAAAACACUGCCAUAAGGUUCAGUGCCGAGUUUUUUCUUUGCACGCUGUGGCUGCUCAAUAUAUAGUUUUUCAUAGUAAUGCAAUAAAAUGCCAUUGUAUCAUGCCUUUAAUGGCAUUUUUUCUUAUUCUUUUACUUCCGAGAUGAUAUAACCAUGGGAGUCUCUUGUCAUCUGGUAAGUCUUUAAAGAAAAAAAAUUUUGCUCAUGGUGGAGCAUAAUUUGUCCAACAACGACAUCAUCAUGAUUCAUGCAUAAAUGUUCAUUUUGCCAUCUGUUUUGUUCUCUUAUUCUCUCUUGCAUGUAUUAUCACAUUUUUCUCACUGUCAGUCUUCCCAUGUAAUAUAUCUUACUAAAUUUACCAUUAUUUCAUAGCACCAGGAAAAUGGACAAAUGACAUUUUUUUGUUGUUGUUAGCUAUUUGACCAAACAGUCAUCCUUAAAGUGAGGACAAAUGUAAAAGUUAUAAAACAAAAUAACACUUUUUUUUCUACAUAAAUUAACCUGAACAGCAACCAAGAAUGAAAAGUAAUGUUUUGCAUUUGCAUCUGAAUUCACCCUGAAUGAAAACUUUUGGUUGUAGAUAACAAUUAAAAAUGUACUGAUGAAAUGUAUCUUGUGGGUAUUCUUUGCUAAAGCUACUAGUACAGUAGUAGUUUGCAAGGUAUGUGCUGCAUUGUUAGCCACAUUAACAUCACAUUUUACACCCUGUCCUUAACCGACUUCAUUGUAUCCUUUUUUUAUAUCCAACAUUUUCACUUACAAAGUUUGGAAUGGAGAAAGUUAUUUCUAAAGAUUCCUAAAUGUAUUUUUAGGCAAAAUGUGUGAAAGGAGUACCACUUAAAAUCCAAAUGGUUGAAGGACAUUGGCAUUGGAAUCUCUGGUAAUGUCCUAGGUUGUGUGCAUUCAAACUUUGGAGUAAAUUCCAUUAAUAGAGCAUUGUAUGCUUCAAGAAUUUCUGUUUGCCAGAUUAAUGUUGUUGAAUCUGUAAAAAUGUGUGAAAGGUAUGAAGAAUGAUGCCCUAGGUAACAGCAUAUAUAGAGGCAAGAUUACAAACUUCUAAUGUGUAAAAGGAAUUAACUAAAGGAGAUAAAUAAAUUCUCUUCUUAGGUCGAUGACAAGAUACACAAGUUGUUACACUGCAAACAAAUUUUUUUUUGCAUAAUAUGAAAAUUGCUGUUAUGAUCAGAUUUGCUUGCACAGCUUUGAGUUAAGGAGGGACAGUUGGAGAGCUAUUUGGAAAAAAGAGAAAAACCUGAAUAACUUUGCCAGGAGAAACAGUGGAGUGAAAGCAUGAUCUUGCCACUGCCUUUUUGCUGAACUUUGGGGAUUAUGGUCAUGGCUCUUUGGGAUGAACUGCUGCAGCUACAGACCUUUUUAAGGAGGCAUGUGUAACAUGUUCAUAUUAAAAGAAGUCAGUGGAUUGCAUUUGUGGUUGCAGCAACUUUUGCAGCUGUCCCAGUGAUGUCUUUCAAAAUGUAUUGUUUACUGUCUGUGUAUGUGAUAACAUGUUCCUAUAGCUUAUUCAACAUUGAAUUCACUGGAAACAGUGAUUGGUUAUUGGUUGAAUAAAGUCACUUGUUUCCUUUGUUUGA